This is a messenger RNA of Zingiber officinale, 3588 nucleotides long. RefSeq names its product transcription factor GTE9-like. The coding region runs from base 697 to 2985 and encodes 762 amino acids. Lineage: Eukaryota; Viridiplantae; Streptophyta; Magnoliopsida; Zingiberales; Zingiberaceae. The record is from RefSeq and is a predicted model, not a curated record. Gene Ontology annotation, molecular function: protein binding. The transcript has 10 exons.
GGCAACUUUUCGGCCUCGGUUCUGGAUCUGGACGCAGCUGCCUCCGCUCGCUGAAGCCGUCGCAAAGGCUCUUCGAAGAAGAGAGAAGGGUGGAGAGGCGGAGGAAGAGAUACAGAGGGGGAGGCGUUCGGUUUCCAGGGUUUCAGUUUGGGCGUGGCGGCGUCCUUCAAACUAGGUUUCCGAUUUAUGCUUCUUUUCUGCUACUUUUUCUGUUGAUUUGGAUUUGCGCUUAAAGGAGCAUCUUGCUGGGGGUUUGCGCCGUCGAGUGUUUAUAAUUGGAUAAGAAACCUGUCCUUGUGGAUUUAGUGGCGCCGGCGUGUCGGAUUCUGAUGCCCUUCUGUUUUUAGGGUUUCUUCUGUGUUAUUUGCAUCUAGGUUAGAUUCUGGUGGCAGGGUGACGAAAGGUAGCUUCAAAUAAACUUGGAUUUUACCUUCUGGAACAUUUGAUAAGGAAAACAGUGUUUUCGUUUCUGGUAAGUUUGGGUCCGGAAGAAUUAGGGUUUUGCUGUGAAAUUGAUAUUUUGUUCGCAUCAAUUUGGGGGCUUUUGGGCUAAUUCCUGGCGCAAUCGUUGGUAGCGAAAACCAAAUACUGUAUAUCCCGUAAACCAAAUCUGGUUGAGUAAAAGUGCACUGCUGACAGGAAAUUUGUUUUUGGCAAUUGUAUUUUUUCUAAGCUUAUUCUUAUGCAAGUUUUUGCAUGAUGCGAACAGUAUCAAAUCGGAUCGACUGCAUGGCACCUACGGUACUUAUGGAGUACACCAAAGAGAAGCAGAGAAAAAAAUGCUCACAGGAUCUUUCGUUUGCUUUGAAGGAAAAAUCACAUAAAUUGUCUAAAGGUUGUGGGCCCCUUGCUUCUCUACCUGAUUAUCAGCAUGAUUCUGAGAAGAUGCAUGAUUCAGAAGAUGUGGGUAGUUUUGUUCGUGCUCAAUCAGAUGAUUCCAGUUCUGCAAAGAGGCAGAAGUUUAGUGUAAACCUAGAUGGAUGUGAGGGCUGUAAUAUUCCACUUCAACAAAUUCCUUACUUAAGAAUGUCUGGCUCUCAGAGAAAGAAACUCAAAAUGAGACUCAGAUCAGAAUUGAAUCAGGUACAAAUGUUACAAAAGAGAUUCUUCUCGAGAGCAGAAACAGUUGGUGUUAUUACAUCUUCUUCGGUCAAUGAGACUGAAAAAGAAGUUGACCCAAAGAGUGUUACCCAGCUGAAGCGUGUGACAUCAGGAAAGUCAGAGCUUUCAAAAAUGACUGUGCCUCCACCUCCUGUGCACAGUUCAAGUUUGGCAUUGAAGAAACAAUGUGAGGGGCUUCUAAAGCGCUUAAUGUCACACCGGUUUGCCUGGGUCUUCAACCUUCCUGUAGAUGUGAAGAAACUGAAUAUUCCAGACUAUUAUACUGUCAUUAAGAAUCCAAUGGAUUUGGGAUCCAUCAAAACGAAAUUAAGCUCAGGCGGUUACUCCAGCCUAUGGGAUUUUGCUGCUGAUGUCAGGCUAACUUUCACCAAUGCAAUGACAUACAAUCCACCCACAAAUGAUGUCCAUUUAAUGGCAGAUUCAUUGAGCAAGUACUUUGAACUUCAUUGGAAACCAAUAGAAAAGAAGUUGGCUGCAGCUGAUGCAUAUGUUAAGAAAGAAAUCCAAGUUCCAAAAUCUGUUAUGUCAUCUCACGGGAGGAAAAAUCUCAGCAAGCCGGAGGUUUGCUCUCGUAAGAGAAAGAAAUCCCAUAUCGAUUGCAUUGGAACUGUGUCUCAGGAGGUAAAGCGCCAAAUGUCAAAGGAGGAAAAACUUAGACUAGCUAGUCAUUUGGAAUCUCACUUGGAUGAUCUACCAGAUCACAUUAUUGAUUUUCUGAGGCAACAUAGCAAUAUGAAUGAUAGCUGCGGAGAAAUUGAAAUUGAUAUUGAUUCUCUUGGAGAUGACACACUCUUUAAGUUACAGGAUCUUCUGGAUAAAUAUUUUCAGGAGAGAGGGAUGAUGAGACAACAGGUGAAGUUUGAGCAGUGCAAAAUGGAGGUUUCUGAAAAUGCCCUUAGCACCUCAGUGAUGCAUCAGUUCAAAGAUAAUAAUCCUGCUGAAGAGGAUGUAGAUAUUGGUGGUGAUGAUCCUCCCAUCUCUAAUUACCCCACCUUGGACAUUCGAAAGGACACAAAGUCUAGAGAAACCAAGUGUGGCAGUUCAAGCAGUUACACUAGUGAUUCAGGAUCUUCCACUGACUCUGACAGUUCCAAUGGAAGUGAAUUAAAGAAAUUUUCCAUUCCCAAAGAUGAUGCUAAGGAAAAUUCGGCAAACAAAGCAGGUUCAGAUCAAGAGAAAAGUGAUCUAAUGAACCCGUUCGAUAUGAAUAGACCUUUGAGUGAGUUGAAUUGCUCUGAGAAGACUGCUGAUGCGAAAUCUUCACUAGUUGACUCGGAGAGGUUUCAAGAGGGGGAGCAUGCUCCAUCUGAGAAAAAACUAUCCCCAGAAAAGCAAUAUAGAGUCGCUUUGCUGAGGAAUCGCUUUGCCGAUACAAUUCUAAAAGCUAAGGAGAAAACACUUGGUCAGGGUGCUAAGGGUGAUCCUGAAAAAUUGCAACGUACAAGGGAGGAAAUUAAAAGACAACAAAAGGAAGAUCGAGCACGGCUUCAAGCAGAAGCGAAAGCUGCUGAAGAAGCUUGUAGACGAGCUGAAGCAGAAGCUGCAGCUGAAGCUAAACGUCAGAGGCAACUAGAGCGAGAAGCUGCACGCCAAGCCUUGUCAAAGAUCGAAAAGACAGUUGAGAUCAAUGACUGUCAAAUUCUUGAAGAUCUGGAAAUGCUUGGAACCGCUACAGCUGAGGAAAUGCCCAUAUCUGAUAAUGAAAAGAACUCGGGCUAUUCUCUUGAUGACAUGGGAGGCUUUAAACUUGGAGGCAGUAACCCGCUAGAGCAACUUGGACUAUUCAUGAAAGCAGAUGACGAAGAAGAGGAAGAGUAUGAAAAUGUGCCUCUACAUGAUGCCGAGGAAGGGGAGAUCGAAUGAUUCCAUAUAGACUUUGUAUAACUUAGACUUUACUCUGGCAUCUUUUCAGAAACGAGGAUUCUGACGCCUGCAAAAGGUUACACACUAAAAAAUUGAUAUGAUUGGUCGCAAACGUCAGUUUCUUCGACAACAAUGAUAGGUCCUCCUGAGGGAAUUUAAGUGAUGACAGAUCGAUUGGAUACUGUUGUGGAUCAUUUGCAUAAGGUGAGAUUUUUUACCCCGGAGAGGGCAAUGCCUUUUGUGUUCUGGUGCCCGACAAUCUAAACCAUCUAUUUAGGGAGUUGUACAUAGAAUGGAGUGACUGGUUUUGGUCUUUGCAUCAUUCCAUUACAGUUGGCAUAAUUGAUCAUUUGUUCUUUUAAGUAGAUCGUAUAAUUUAGUUAUAGUUUUGUGUUCAUUUGUGUGCUGGUGUGGUGGUUGUUUUAGAAAACCAGAGAAACAUCCGCACUAGGUAUCGCAAGAUGAGGGGAUUCAGUAUUUUUUUUUUCUGCUCAACUUGUAUCCACUUUUUAUCAAGUUCUAGACCAUAUCUCAUGGCUUGCAUGCGUGUGAAUGGAUCUUGAAUCUAGUUGCUAGUGUGUUUCUAGCAACUAUUGCGGUGAU